This is a messenger RNA of Echinops telfairi (small Madagascar hedgehog), 3839 nucleotides long. RefSeq names its product transmembrane protein 167A (gene TMEM167A). Gene Ontology annotation, biological process: intracellular transport; protein secretion. Bases 55 to 273 code for a protein of 72 amino acids. The record is from RefSeq and is a predicted model, not a curated record. Lineage: Eukaryota; Metazoa; Chordata; Mammalia; Afrosoricida; Tenrecidae. The transcript has 4 exons.
UUUUCCGCCCGGGGCCCGGAAGGGUGAUGUGGCUGGGGCUUCGCCGGCCUCACUAUGUCUGCCAUCUUCAACUUUCAGAGUCUGUUGACUGUAAUCUUGCUGCUUAUAUGUACCUGUGCUUAUAUUCGAUCCUUGGCACCCAGCGUCCUGGAUAGAAAUAAAACUGGACUAUUGGGUAUAUUUUGGAAGUGUGCCAGAAUUGGUGAGCGGAAGAGUCCUUAUGUCGCAGCAUGUUGUAUUGUGAUGGCAUUCAGCAUCCUGUUCACACAGUAGCUUGGAACAGUGCCAGAAAUUAAUCACCAUCAGAUUUCAAUAUGAAAAAGGACUUACCUACAGAAAAUAAUGGGAAGAAUGGUUAACCUUUUUCAUCUCUGAACAUUGAGGGAGAUAUAUUUCCAGCGGCUGCUCUCCAUUUCUAUGGUAUUGGACCAAUGUUCUAUAUAAAUAUGAUGUAACCAUUUUGUACUCAAGAGUUUAAUAUGUCUCUAACAAUCCAUCUCAGUAUUGACACUACAAUAUUACAUUCUGCAAUGUCAUUCUGUUCUGUUCAAUACCAAUUUUUUGUGAGAUAUCUAUCUCUAAGGCAACUAGUAAACAAAAUUGGUCAGUUGUACUAAAUUCUUUUCACUGUGAUCUAGAAAUGAUGUCUUUAUAGAGUCUUGAGACCUUUUGGACUAGCUUUUUUACUGAGAGGAAAACUUGUUCCACAAGUGUUGGUCAUGAUUGCUUUCAUGGUUAAUCAUGCUUGCUGCUCUUCUGCUGCUGACCCCAUUGUGGAUGCACGUGAGCCAGAGUACCUCUACUCUCAGCAAACUCUAGUUUACUACUGUUUCUGACGCUUUCAAAGACUAUGCAUUUCUUGAGGGACAUAAACAAGGUGUGACUUCAGAGUUUUAGGAUAGUGUUCUUGUUUCGAAGAAGUUUAGGUUAACUGGUAUAGUAGCCACUGAAAUUUCUGGUUUAGUACAGAUAAACAAAGGUCUGAAGUAUAAAUUUGACCAGCUCACUAUCUCCAAAAAAGACCCUUUUUUAGAAUAAAAUAGAAGAAUUAUAGAAUAAUGAUCCCAUAUGUGUUUUUCAUUCUUUUUUGUUUGACCUUUCAAAAAUGAAAGAAUUUUAAUUGCCCCAAAAUACAAUCUGUAUUUUUGUUUUCUGUUUUAAAUACAGCACUUUAAAUCUAGCUUACAUUUUCGGUCCUUUUGAACUGGAAUCUCAUGGUUAUUUACUUCUGUAUGUAGUAGAUGCUGAGAAAAAAAUGUUCAAAUAUACUUAUCCAUACGACUUGACAUAAAUGUCUUUGAUUUUUAAUAACGAAAGUAGGUUUUAAGUAAUUUUCAGUGUAGGUAAGAGAAAUAUUGGGCAUGGAGCCCCGCAUCUGUGUGAGAGGGCACCAUCAGGACAAUUCCAUACCAGUGCCUGAGGGUCAGCCACUUGAAUAGGACAUGGAGAACAAAAGAUCAGGCACAAAACCAUGAUGGGUUGCAGAUCAGAAUACCACAGUUGCAGGUGGGAUGAGAGAAUUGGAAAGUGGCCGUGAUUGGUAUACAUACAAAAGCUUAAGCUUCAACCAAGGUAUUUAGGAAGUGAUUCAGCCAUGGUGGUGCCGUUCCAUCCAGUUGGCUCCAAUUCAUAACGUGCCCUACCUACAACAGAACAAAACCCGUCUCGGUCCUGAGCCGUCCUCAUAAUCCGUUCUUAGGCUUGAGCCCAUGGUUGCAACUACCAUGUCAAGGUCGUGGGAAAAUUCCCGUUUCCCCCACGUUUCUUCCAACUUCUUGGUGCCUCUUGUGUUUUGUUGUUUUUAAAGAGCUGAAUAGACUGAUGUUGUGUUGGUUUAUUUUAUGUUUUUUGACCUGUUUUGAGUGGUUAAAAGUAGUAAGUAUUUUUGUUUUCAACAGAAACCAGGUUUUGAUGAUUGUUUCUACUCUGAAGUGCCUCUUGGGUCAAGUUUUUCAAGGUACUCUAACAAUAGGAGUCUGUCAUCAGCAUAUGUAUGCAGAGUACGUCAUCUUUCUGGGUAGCAAUCUGGUAUCUGACCUUGGCUCAACUGGACUUUCCAGAAUAUUUUGUCAACUGUGGUAGAUGCUGGUGCAAAUCUAGGAAGACAAAGGACCAACUUUCUAAAUCAGUAGCAUGACGUUAUGGAUGAAGUAGGUGGAAACAUGAGGCAGAAAUGGCUUCUCUGGAAACUGGUAAAGUAGAAAACAUUUUGCUGUGUGUCAACAGUGGGAAGUAGCUUAUUUCCAACCCCAACUAUGACCUUUUGAAGCACAAACUCUGAGAAAUGGGAAAAGACACAAGGAUUUCUGAAGAAAAGCAAUUAACAUUCUCUUUAAUGUGUUUACUUCAGAGUUACCACUGAAUCCUCUUCCGUCAGCCAAAGGACAGUAUGUAGGUAGCUUUAACCCCACAGAAUAUUCAGAUACAAAGGAUUAGAGAUCCACUUUAGCCCCAAUUGCCAGCCUCAGUCACAGAACCCUGUUGCAGGGCUAAGUGCCGAAUGAUGCAUUAAAAGAGUGAGGGAGGGGGUUUGAAUCCAAUGUCUUGUGCUUCUAUACAAGGCUCUGUCUUCCAUGUUCUUACAUUCACAUUUGGCAUGGCCCUAUCAUGCUAAGGAGAACUUACAAGAAACACAUUCAUCUCAGUAAUAGGUAGAUUACUUACUUACUCUUAUUUGAUUUUAAAACAUGAAAACAUUUGACUGAAGUUGUUUCUUCAAAAUGAAAGUUAGAAAAUGAUAAAGUCUCUAGUUUUUCAAAAAGACAACCAUAUUAACAAUAAACUAUUAAAAGAGCAAAGAAGGCAUUUAUACAAAGUGCAUUGGGAUAGCAUUUUUUAUUUUGAUAAGCCCACAGUUCUGGCAGAUAUCGAAGAAGAAUUAGCAAUCCAAUCAAAUAAGUGAACUUCUCAACAGGGAAACAAUACUUUCAUUCAACUGGGGUGGGGUAGGGGGUGGGGACAGUAAUUGGGAAAAGAAGGAAAUAUUUAAAACAUGUAGCCAUGUGUAAAAGUGGUGCUUCAAGAGCAAAGCAUUUGCUACUUAUUUAGAGACAAACUUCAAAAAUUGGAUUGAGGUGGACCUUCCAGGGUCUUGUGUUUGUCUCACUGCAUUACUUUAAAAUUGAAGUUAAUAAGUAGUCCUUGCCGGCCUGACUCAGAACUUAAGGGAAAAACUAAAACCUCCCUUUGUAUGUGUGGAUAAAUAAAGUUGAGUAUCUGCAGACCCACCCGAUUGAGACCAGGAAUACAAAUGUACACUUGAAAUCCAUUGGUAUGGGUAUGUAACACAGAUAACUAGCCAGUCGAUGGUUAGGAAAACUAUAUUUUCUAGAUACCAAAAGCACCCACUCAGCUUCCCCCAAAGUAGUCACUAUGCUGUCUACUUUUCCUGGCUGUGCACACACAAAACCCAUGCCAUUAAGUAUGGAUUUGUGCUCCUGUGAAAGCCCCUCGGACACUGCCAGACCUUAAGAAACUGAAAACAAUGAAAGGUUCUUGUUUACCACAUUUCACAUUUGGUCUCCACUAACGAUGCAAGUUCAAAAUGCAACUCGCUGACUAAUGCCAGCGUUAUUAAUACUGCCCAGCCCCGUUACUCUCAAUCAGCAGAUCUGGCUUCCGAGAAAGAGCUGCUUAAUGCUGUCAUUUUAACACUGCUAUUCAGUUUCUUUUCCCUUACCCUAUGGUAAUUGCACAGUAGGAUCUGAAAAUCCACUCUUAAUAUCAGCUAAAAAGGAGGAACAUGAAACUAAGUUUCCUAUGAUCUCUUCAGUGUGGUGAAUCAUCGUAAUCUGACUAGUGCACAUCUAUAGUCUGUAAUAAAGGUCAAAAUGAACUCA